Molecule: messenger RNA, 1293 nt
Organism: Lutzomyia longipalpis
Lineage: Eukaryota; Metazoa; Arthropoda; Insecta; Diptera; Psychodidae
Product: venom serine protease 34-like
Exons: 4
Coding region: 4-1233 (409 amino acids)
Biological process (GO): proteolysis
Molecular function (GO): serine-type endopeptidase activity
Source: RefSeq, a predicted model, not a curated record
AGAAUGUUUUGUGAAGGAGUGAAAAAGUGUUCUGUUCAAAAAAUGUGGAUUUUAGUCUUAUUUGGGGGACUCCUCAUACCUUCAGUACUGGGAGAAGAUUGCAAUUAUGCUUUGGAAGUUGGCACGACCGCUAUUAAUAUUUCUUCGGGAGUUGAUCCUAAGUGCACGUGGACUGCUACGGCAUACUCUGACUAUCGCCUCAAACUAACUUGCGACGUGCAUCUACCUGGUGGAAUUAAUUUAGGCCUUGGCGGCUGUCUUUUGAAUUUUCUUUCAAUUUCCGCUUCCGGAAAGCCAGACUUUGCCGAUGGAAUCAAAUACUGUGGCAAUGAAAGCUUUACCGUACUCUCUGAUCUCAAUAGGAUCAGCAUUAAACUCACAUCAUCUCUCUUGCCAAAUAAUCUUCUCGGGAUCUCUUUCACCUGCUCACUUCAGGCUGUUUUCGAACCCUGCAGCUGUGGGCGGAGAAAUAGGACUGGAAUGCUGAUUGAUGUUGAAGUGAACGAAUAUCCUGCUGUAGCUUAUAUAGGAUACACAAAAUAUGAAGGAGUACCAUUAUUAAUUUGUGGAGCUACAUUAAUUUCAAACUGGAGAGCUCUCACUUCCCAAAGUUGUGUUGUGAAAAACCCCGUUGAUGAAUUAAGCUUGGUAGUUGGAGACUACGAUAUUUCUUCCACAACGGAUACCCCAUAUACUGCCAUGUACGACAUUGAGUCCACCAUCUGCUACACAAACAACUGCAAUACUCUGCCAGAUGUUGGAAGUGGAGACAUUGCCCUUCUGAAGACCAAGAAUGAAAUUCAAAUGAAUCCAGGAGUGGGAGUCAGUUGUCUUCCAUACAAGUACAGAGAAGUAGAUUCACUUAAUAAAUUGGCAGUAAUCUUAGUUGGAUGGACGUAUGAUUCAACCGAAUUUGGAAAUCGUGAUGUGCAGCAGCAGGCAUUUUCAUCUGUAUUCUCUUCAGCUCAAUGUAAAAAAAAUUAUCCAAAUGCCACGUCGAUCGACAUUUGCAUCUAUACUUCUCAGGACAAUACAAAAGAUUGUUUGCUAAAUUCAGGCAGUAGUGGCUUUUACGACGAUUCCGACAGUGGUCGUCUCUACAUUAUCGGUGUUUUAAAUUAUGCCAAAAAUGAGGCCUGUUCUAAAAUGAAACCAUAUAUAAAUACACGUACUGGGGCUGUUCUGGAUUGGAUUAUCAAUAACACUCCAGAAAGUAGCUACUGCAAUGUUUAACAAUGAUAGGCUGUCACCUUUAAACAAAAUUAACUAAUAAAAUAUAAAAAAAAAAUAAAA